Molecule: messenger RNA, 1207 nt
Organism: Mytilus californianus (California mussel)
Lineage: Eukaryota; Metazoa; Mollusca; Bivalvia; Mytilida; Mytilidae
Product: aggrecan core protein-like
Exons: 5
Coding region: 88-1014 (308 amino acids)
Biological process (GO): biological process involved in interspecies interaction between organisms
Cellular component (GO): external side of plasma membrane
Molecular function (GO): carbohydrate binding
Source: RefSeq, a predicted model, not a curated record
AUUUUAAUUCAGAUAAAAAUUGGUAUUUAAAUGCAUAAUUUAUUUUCCAAAGCAAACUUCUGAGGGAAAAAAAGAAAGGCAACAAAAAUGGUCAAAUCUAGACUAUACUUAUACUUUUUUACUGUAAUGUGCUUUAUAGUGGCCAUCGAUUGUUCAAAUUUCAUUAACGUUCGUAAUAACGUGCUUGUUCGCAAAGAGAUCAGCAAUGACCUUCAUGGAAAGAUAUACCAUAUACCAUUACUUUUGGACAAUAAAGACAACUGUCGUCUACACCAUUUGUCUACAGACAUGCUUCUACAAUUUGUUUGGUAUAGUGAUGUCAUUGAUGAGCCUUGUUAUGUCACAAUACAGCCACAGAGUAAAUACGAAUCAUAUACACCGUUCUGUAUGGAGAUCAAAGCAAAGAAUAUUCCGUGUAAGGGAAACUUUCCUUUAAUAACGUACAAGACCAGAUUGGACAAUUACAGGUUUCAUGAAGGGACUAUUCCAUGCACAUCGAACAUUGAACAAGAGCGAUGCUUUUCAGAGAAAACAUCGUUGACCGUUAUCUUUUCUUCCAUGAUCCCAAAACCCAAGACUUCUUCAUUUUCAGUACGGUUUUAUACACAUAGGACUAAUACAGUAGAUAAUAGCGCGUGCAGCUUUGGCUGGAAAGUAUUUGGAGAUCAUUGUUAUUACUUUGGAAGAGAUCUAAAGAAUUGGACCAAUGCAAAGGAAUUUUGUGAAGAAAGUGGUAGCAUUCUUGUAAGAAUUGAAACACCCGAAGAAAACGAAUGGAUUUAUAACCAUCAAGAAAAAGAAGAUAUGUGGACUGGAGGAAUUAGAAGCUUCUAUGAUGACUUCAUAUGGUAUGAUAAUAGAGAGGACAUGCUAUAUACAAACUGGAAUUUCAUGGAACCUAGCAAUCGCUAUGACAAUGAAGAUUGUAUGUUGUUACUCGUUACAAACAGCGGGAAGUGGAAUGACAGAAAGUGUUCCAUCAAAGCUGAAUUUAUCUGCGAAAAAAAUAUUUAGGAGAAAAUACAUUCCUUUUGCGUUUAUUUCAUUGUCUUAUUGUAUUAAAAAUAGAAUAAUUAAAUCAUCAGUCCAGUUCAUAUAGAAAGAAAUUCAACAUUUCAUUUGAUUCUUGAAUCGUGUCUUUUAUGAAAAUAAACUGUAUUUAAUGUACAUCCUCAAAUAAAAUCGCAUUCAAAAUGUCUGCCUCUGA